UUCACAUUGAAACCACAAAACUCUCUCUCUCUCUCUCCGCACCAAUUUCUUCAUGACCUUCUUCUUCUAGCAGAGAAGAUUAAUUAAAAAAACCCUAAAUUCUUAAACCCUGAAUCCAGUUAUAUCAAAUGGGUCACGAUAACAUCACAAAACUUGCGAGUCUACUCGUAAAGCUACACAAAGCUCCUUCAAGUUGGCUCUGUCUCCAUCCCCGACCAGACCGAACCAGCAACGGCGGCGGACGAAUCAAGCUCGUCAGAUCCGACGGUUCUUUAGAAGUCUACGAUCGUCCCGUAGUAGUCUCAGAGCUCACAAGAGACUUCCCAAAACACAAAAUCUGUAGAUCAGACUUACUCUACAUCGGACAAAAAACCCCUGUUCUGUCUGAAACCGAAACACUUAAGCUAGGUCUCAACUACUUCCUCCUCCCAUCAGAUUUCUUCAAGAACGACCUCUCUUUCCUUACCAUCGCCACCCUAAAAACCCCUCAAAACGGCAGCGUUCUGGUGAAGAAGACUCAACAACAACCUCAGCCUUUUCUUAUACAAAAGGGAGAAAAAGGAGAGCGUUUAAGGAUCCGUGUGUCUGAAGAUUUCGUGUCGGAACUGAUGAUGGAAGGAAAGAAAAACAGAGUAAACAAAGAGGAAGAAGAAGAAGGAGAAGGUAGAGUUUGUACUACGGUGAAGUUGAAGAAAGAUUAUGUUCAAUUGGUUGGUUUACGUAAAUGGAAGCCAAAGCUUGAGACCAUAACAGAGACUAAGGCGAUGAAAGCAGCAACGAUGGAGAAGACGAAGAAGAAGAGAAAGAGGUUUACUGUGAUGAAGAAGAAGUCUCAGACUGAUUCAAGUUCGAAGCGUAAGCUUCAAUCCAAAUUCAAGUCCAAAACUAAGAAAACUGUUCUUCGAAAGAUAGAUUAAUUUUUGUUUUUAAUUAGUUAGCAGAUUUGUGUGUUGAUACAUAGAAAUUGUUGAAAUUUGAUGUAAAGAAACUGAGAUUAAUUAA
Arabidopsis arenosa is the source of this 1002-nucleotide messenger RNA. Lineage: Eukaryota; Viridiplantae; Streptophyta; Magnoliopsida; Brassicales; Brassicaceae. The record is from the annotation of a GenBank genome assembly.